This is a messenger RNA of Lepisosteus oculatus (spotted gar), 1364 nucleotides long. RefSeq names its product dehydrogenase/reductase (SDR family) member 9 (gene dhrs9). NCBI's taxonomy places the organism in Eukaryota, Metazoa, Chordata, Actinopteri, Semionotiformes, Lepisosteidae. Gene Ontology annotation, cellular component: intracellular membrane-bounded organelle. Gene Ontology annotation, molecular function: all-trans-retinol dehydrogenase (NAD+) activity. Gene Ontology annotation, biological process: steroid metabolic process; retinol metabolic process. The record is from RefSeq and is a predicted model, not a curated record.
UAUACACACACCCUACACCGGAAGAAGAGGGUUUGCUUUUAAGUGGUACUAAAAGUUCAGGGUCCAUCUUCUAUAUUGGAUCAAUUGAGGCCACAGAAAGUAGACAUGUUUCUGUACCUGCUUGCUUUAGCGGCUCUCUUCUGUGUGUACCGCUGGUACAAGGAACGCAAAACCGUUCCCAAUAAAUCUGACAAAUAUGUGUACAUCACUGGAUGUGACACGGGGUUUGGAAACCAGCUGGCGAAGCAUUUGGACCAACAGGGCUUUCGUGUGAUUGCUGCGUGUUUCACUGAAAAAGGAGAAGACGCUCUGAGGAAAGGCGCUACUGACAGGCUUGUGACUCUCCACCUUGACGUCACCAAGUCUGAAAGCAUUGCUAAAGCUGCCGAGCUCAUAAAGGACAGGGUGGGAGAAAAGGGUCUGUGGGGUCUGGUGAAUAAUGCAGGAGUGUCUGUCCCUUCCGGGCCCUGCGACUGGCUCACUGUGGACGAUUAUAGACAGAUGCUGGAUGUGAACCUGCUGGGUGUUAUAGCUGUGACGCUGAGUGUACUCCCUCUUAUUAAAAAAGCCCGGGGAAGAGUCGUGAAUGUGGCCAGUGUCUUCGGAAGAAUCAGUCCAUUUGGUGGACCCUACUCUGUUUCAAAAUAUGGAGUCGAAGCCUUCAACGACAGCCUUAGGAGAAACAUGAUGCCUUUUGGAGUGAAAGUCCUGUGCAUUGAACCAGGCUUUUUCAAAACCAGUGUGACUGACAUUGAUAUUUUAUUAAAAAAUGUUCAGCAACUAUGGGAUAAAAUGCCACAGGAAGUCAAAGAUGACUAUGGAAGCUCUUAUGUGCAGAAAGUGUCAGUGUUGAUGAAGAAGAUGAUGGGUCAGUUGCCAGACUCUGACCUGAUGAAGGUGGUGAGCUGUAUGGAGCAUGCCGUCUCAGCCGUCCAUCCCCGAACCCGCUACUCUCCAGGAUGGGAUGCCAAGUUCUUCUGGCUUCCUCUGUCUUACAUGCCAACAGUGAUCUCUGACUACCUGCUCCUCAAAGACAGCAUUAGCCCAGAAAAGGCAGUAGUCUGAUUUUUAGAAUUUGCUGACUUUCAGGAACUCCGUAGAGUCACUGAAAGUCGUGGCUUAAAUAGUUUCGCUGGGGUCACUGUCCAGACCUGUCUAGUGAGUUCCUCCCUGAGUGGAUUUGAAUUUUCUUUUUGGCACUUGACACAUUUGGAAGUCUGGUGAUCAUGUUCACCAAAAUUAACCUUAUUCUGUUCUGGUUGAUUUCUAAUAUAGGAUGGUACACUAAUACUGCAGUUUGGUUUUGUGUGAUCUUUGAAUUGACAUGGAAAGCUGUAAUUAAAUAAACUAUAUUUAUAGACUCA